This is a messenger RNA of Ophidiomyces ophidiicola, 1074 nucleotides long. RefSeq lists its product as uncharacterized. The transcript has a single exon. The coding region runs from base 1 to 1074 and encodes 357 amino acids. Gene Ontology annotation, biological process: regulation of DNA-templated transcription; DNA repair. Gene Ontology annotation, molecular function: zinc ion binding; sequence-specific DNA binding; methyltransferase activity. The record is from RefSeq and is a predicted model, not a curated record. NCBI's taxonomy places the organism in Eukaryota, Fungi, Ascomycota, Eurotiomycetes, Onygenales, Onygenaceae.
AUGACGCAUGCGGAGGACACCAAGCAGGCAUACGCCACUGCGUCUGCGCGGUGGCGCGCCAUUGUGAACCGAGAUGCCGCUGCGACUUGUUUCGUGUAUGGCGUGAGAACAACUAAGAUCUACUGUCGUCCGCGAUGUCCUGCACGCUUGGCACGCCGAGCUAACGUGAUUUUUUACGAUACCCCAUCUCAAGCGGAAAAAGCAGGAUACCGGCCCUGCAAGCGGUGCAAGCCGGAGGAUCUUCGCGCCCCAACAGAUCCUCAUGUUCGUCUCGCACAAAAGGCCUGCGAGACGAUGUCGCUCGCGGCUAUGGCUGCUGGGGAAAGACAACGGCCGACGUUGCAGGAUUUAGCUUCGGAGGCAGGAUUGACUCCCAGUCACUUCCAUCGGGUAUUCAAGAAGGUGGUUGGUGUGACUCCAGGGAAGUACGCGCGGGAUCUGCUGGAAGGGAAGACAUUUCACAAGAAGUUGCCGGAUGGAACGAUUAUAGGAUGGCCGCCAGUGCCACCGAUCGGGACCGAUACUGUCUCAACGACCCAGACCCAACCUCAUACUCAAGCCCAAGUCCAACAACAACUACCAGCCCCCAUACAAACAACGCUUCCAGGUCCAAUACAAGGGCUGGGAGUAACGUCAGGAUUAGAUUUGCCAAAUCAGGCAUUAGGACAAGAUCCAAGCAAUGUGGGGAUUGACUGGAAUGAGUUUGAUUUGAUGCUGGCUGCAACCACAAGGCCGCCAACAGAUUACAUUGGCAACGGUGGGUUUUACAUACCUACAACAGAUCACCAUCUUGACCCGAGCACUUUGGUUGAUACAUCCAUGUUCUCUGUGAACCCUCAGUCAGGUGGCCACCUUGGUUUCCCAGAAUACGUGAAUGACACGGUUGACUUCUCGCUGGGAACUCCUCUUUUUGAUACUCCUGCCCUCACUACACGACUCACAUCUGUGCCAUCGUCGUUGCAGUCGUUAUCACCCACCGACUCUCCGCCAUUGUUCGACUCGUGCGAUUCUCCGCUACUGUACGAGGAAGUUGACUGGAUAGAAAACUCAGGGCUGUUUCAGACCUUUCCCUAA